Messenger RNA from Exophiala xenobiotica, 2184 nucleotides. RefSeq lists its product as uncharacterized. Gene Ontology annotation, molecular function: zinc ion binding; phosphoric diester hydrolase activity; DNA binding. The transcript has a single exon. Gene Ontology annotation, cellular component: mitochondrion; nucleus. Gene Ontology annotation, biological process: base-excision repair. The record is from RefSeq and is a predicted model, not a curated record. Lineage: Eukaryota; Fungi; Ascomycota; Eurotiomycetes; Chaetothyriales; Herpotrichiellaceae. Bases 1 to 2043 code for a protein of 680 amino acids.
AUGACUUUCUACUACAUUGCUCGAUUGGCAGGAAAGCUAUGUGCUUCAAUUCCGAGAGAGUAUCCGGGCGACACAAUGCCUAAGGCUCGCAGGGCCGUACGAGCCGGUGCUAGCGACAUAGUUUCAGAAAGCCCAGCGGGCAGAAAACGCAAGCGGGCAGACCCAGUGCUUGCCGAGACGCAGAGUACCAGCGGCCCAAGUCCAAGGAACAGCAAGCGUACGAAGGCCGUCGAUGGAACUUCAGACAGCCCAAAAUCCUCUUCAGACAUUCCUCGCACGAGCAAACUGGUCAAACUAGAAGAAGAUCAGACCACAGCGAUUCCUGCCCGGGCGGAUGGUUCAUUGGCCGUGAAAGAGAAGGUUGUCGCCGAAUUCGAAUUGGCGGAAACCCCACGGUCUAGUAAGCGAAAGGCUGUCGGGAAGUGCAAGCAGAAAGUCGACGUUGUGGCAGCAGACCACCUCGAAGUUGACCAGGAAUUCGAUGAACCAGACGCGGAGCUCGAGCGAGACGAAGCUCUUACGAAGCCACGACGAAGCCGCAAAAGCAAGAACAAGGCAGACGGCGAUCAAAACCUCUGCCUGUCCGACGCUCCUCAGGCACCCAGCAAGACUGGAGGUAGACUUGCUGGACGCGAACGCAAGACCAAAUCCGCAAAAGAAGACGCCGUGGACGCGGACCUGUCCCAGAAUCUCGACGAACCCUCCCUUGACGUCGAUACAGCCGCCCAAUCUAAACACAAGCGCAAACGCAAGACCAAAGCCGAGCGGCUCGCCGAAAUGGUGCCCCUCGCCAUCCGCACCGCAAACCUGAAGAUGUUCGUUGGCGCGCAUACUUCAAUUGCCAAGGGCGUCGAAAAUGCUAUAACAAACUGCGUCCACAUCGGCGGUAACGCAUUCGCAUGCUUCCUCAAGAGCCAGCGCAAAUGGGAAAAUCCAUCCCUGCAAGACGGCAACCGCGACGCUUUCCGCGCAGCCCUCCUGGAACACCGCUACGACGGCCAGUCGCACAUUGUCCCGCACGGAAGUUACCUCGUGAACCUCGCCACCGAAGACCCCGGCAAAGCCGCGCAGAGCUACGACACGUUCAUCGACGACUUACAUCGCUGCGAAGCCCUGGGCAUCAGAUACUACAAUUUCCACCCCGGCGGGGCGGGCCAAGCACCGUUCCAUGAAGCCGUUGCCAGACUCGCCGGUAACCUGAAUCGCGCUCUUGCCGAGACCAAGACCGUUGUUCCGUUGUUAGAGAACAUGGCUGGCCACGGCACCUUGAUCGGUGGACGCUUUUCGGACCUGCGCGAUGUGAUUGCCCUGAUCAAACCAGAGUACAAGAACAGGAUAGGCGUGUGCAUCGACACAUGCCAUGCCUUUGCCGCGGGAUACGAUUUACGGACGCCGGAAGCCUUUCAAAAGACCCUGCGGGAAUUCGAUGAGACAGUCGGCAUCAAGUACCUCAAGGCGAUGCACUUGAAUGACAGCAAAGCUCCGUUGAGCAGUCACCGAGAUCUACAUCAGAACAUUGGCUUAGGGUUCCUGGGUCUCCGGGCGUUCCACAAUGUCAUGAACGAGUCACGGUUUCAGGGGCUGCCGCUGAUCUUGGAGACGCCCUGUGAGAGGCCGGAUCCGAAUGAUCCCAGUGGAAAGAAGAUGGUUGACGAUAAACACGUGUGGGCCACGGAGAUCAAGUUGCUUGAGAGCCUGAUUGGGAUGGACCCGGAGAGUGAGGUUUUCAAGGGAUUGGAGAGGGAGUUGGCUGAGAAGGGGAAGAGCGAAAGGGAGGAUGCGCAACGGGCAUUUGACCGGAAGAUUGAAGAGAAGAGGAAGAAGGCUGAGAAGGAGAAAGUAAAGAAGGAGAAGGGCCAGAGAAGUUUGGUGGAUAUGUUUGGAAAGAAUGGGACUGCGAAGAAGGGUGAAAACAAAAAGAUGAGGAACAAGAAAGCAAAGGCCGAGGAGAGUGGCAGUGGGGAUGAAUCCAGUGAGUCGAGUAGUGAGUUGAGUGACCUGAGUAGCGACUUGACAGAGCCAAGCGAGGAUGAGAGGCUUUGAAUGAGACGAGGCCACGCUGCGUCUCGAAGAUCUUGACGAAGACAUGAUCAUGCUUAGAAAAGUAAGCGCUGUACAAUAUUGAGCCAGAAAACGCAUCCCCAUGUACGAAUAUGAUCGAGCCAAGAGAGCAUCGAAGCCUAC